AUGGCAUCGCCCGCAACCCAGCACGUCCAAGGCAAACCUCACCGGAUUCAUUUUAGAUGGCCAAGCCAAGAACAGACAGUCAACGCAAGCAAGCUGGAUAUGGUACGUCCUCAGGGGGCCAAACCAGUGCCUCGCGUUCUCCACAAAAGGGACGAACCGCCUGUAAGACCUCUAACUUCUAAACCGAAAGCGGAGCCUACUGCCGAGGAUUUGAAGAACGAAGUGCCGUUGGAGCGUGAAAUUGUCCGCAUAAUAAGCGAAAUCGUCAAAAGAAAAACGUUAAAAGGAAGCGAUUAA
Molecule: messenger RNA, 297 nt
Organism: Cylicocyclus nassatus
Lineage: Eukaryota; Metazoa; Nematoda; Chromadorea; Rhabditida; Strongylidae
Source: the annotation of a GenBank genome assembly